Molecule: messenger RNA, 1233 nt
Organism: Exophiala aquamarina CBS 119918
Lineage: Eukaryota; Fungi; Ascomycota; Eurotiomycetes; Chaetothyriales; Herpotrichiellaceae
Exons: 1
Coding region: 1-1233 (410 amino acids)
Molecular function (GO): 2-oxoglutarate-dependent dioxygenase activity
Source: RefSeq, a predicted model, not a curated record
AUGAAUCAUGACUCAGCAGCGGCAGUUUUGAUCCAGUUGAUUGAAGAAUAUCACGAUUACAAUAGCAGCGGUAUUUGCGAGUUUGCAUAUCCUGCUACCAUUGACUUCAGCAAGCAAGUGAGUCGUGGGAGACCUUGCGUAUACAACGUGCGAGAAGCGAAGGGCCGGCAAGGCGCCACCUCCCGCGAGAGGACCGCAGCAGGUGUGGCCGAUAAUGAGAGAAUUGAAAUCCUAUCGUCGCCAGCAUUUGCGUGGACAGCGCAGUCACUUUGUGCAAAGGUCCAGGACGAAGUAGAGGUUGCUGUCACACCAGAUGGGCGAGCCGAUGCUCUCUAUGCUUUACCCCGGCCUCAAACUCCGAACACUGAUCGACAUGAUGACAACCAAGGGGAAGAGGAUGUCUUCGUCCAACCUUCCGCCGCUAAUAUGACUCUGUCCACUCUUCUGGAUAGACUAAUGCUGUCUUCUCCUUCGAAGACACAAGACGGCUCCAACCCGUCCACGAAAGGACCAGUCUACUAUCUACAAUCUCAAAACAGUAAUCUCACCAGCACACCUCUCAGCCCCUUACUUGAUGACCUCCCGUCCAAUUUGCCUUUUGCCGCACCGGUGCUAGGUGAGCCUGAUGCAAUCAAUAUAUGGAUCGGAGACCACAGAUCCGUGACCAGCACACACCGGGACCCGUACGAGAACCUGUAUCUCGUGGUACGGGGGAGCAAGACCUUCACGCUCUACGCCCCAGUGGAAGAAUUGUGUUUGCACGCGAAGAUGGUACGGACAGGGCGGCUUGUUCAAGAUGAGAGCGGAAAUGGGGAUGACAGUGGGUUCAGAAUUGAGUUAGACGAGCAUGUCCCUCUUUCUCCUAGGGAAAGCGAUGGCAGCUCGAUCAGCCAAAUAAGCAAGCCAAGAGAGCAGGAAGGCUGGCUUCCUUGGAUUCCCAUAUCUCCACUUCUGUCGCAGUCAUACAUUAACAACGCCUUUCCUUACUACAAAUACGCACGACCAGAGACUGUUACUGUGGAAGCGGGCCAGAUACUCUACUUACCAUCAGGUUGGUUCCACCAUGUGACACAACAGUGUGGCUCCUGGGAUGAUGGGACCAGCGCACCCUGUAUAGCGGUAAAUUACUGGUUCGAUAUGGAUUACGGAGGGGAGAAGUUCGUUAUGAGGCAGGCGGUUGGGAAGCUGGUCGAAGCAAUCCGCAAUGGGGAGAUGGUUCAGGGUGAGAGCUAA